Messenger RNA from Octodon degus (degu), 2564 nucleotides. RefSeq names its product tripartite motif-containing protein 5-like. Lineage: Eukaryota; Metazoa; Chordata; Mammalia; Rodentia; Octodontidae. The transcript is spliced from 7 exons. The coding region runs from base 163 to 1140 and encodes 325 amino acids. The record is from RefSeq and is a predicted model, not a curated record. Gene Ontology annotation, molecular function: zinc ion binding.
GUUCCCACCUCAGCAGGGACUUCACAGCUUUCCAAACCUGUGAUUAGCAUUUUGUGGUGGACAGAGCUCUGAACAAUUUAGAAGAAAAAGGUGCAUUUACUUGGAGUCCAGAGCAGGAGAAGCCUCAGAGUCUGAAGAGACAGGAGGAGGGAAUCAGCUUCUAUGGCUUCCUCAGUCCUAGAGAAUGUCAAGGAGGAGGUGACCUGCCCCAUCUGCCUGGAGCUCAUGAAGGAUCCUGUGAGCGCAGACUGCGGCCACUAUUUCUGCAAACUCUGCAUCACCUCAAACUAUGAGUCCACAAAACAUGAAGAAGGAGUGGGCCACUGCCCCGUGUGCCGAAUAACGUACCAGUUUGAAAACCUGAGGUCCAGUCGACAUAUGGCCAACAUAGUGGAGAGACUCAGGACAUUCCCACUGCCCCCAAAGGCAGAUCUGUGUGAGCUCCAUGGGGAGAAACUCCUGCUGUUUUGUAAAGAGGAUGAGGAGGUCAUUUGCUGGCUUUGUGAGCGUUCUCAGAAGCACCGUGGUCACUGCACUCUUUUAAUGGAGGAGGCUGAACGGGAAUAUCGGGAGAUGCUCGGCAAAGUGCUACAAAAGCUGAAGAUGGACGAGAAAGAGUUGGAGAAGUGGGAAGCUCAUAUUGAAGAAGAAAAAACUUCCUGGAAGAAUCAAAUACAGGGGGAGAUAGAAACUGUCCGGGAUGAGUUUAAGAAAAUGAGAAAUGUGCUGGACUCUGAGGAGAAAAAACACCUGCAGAAACUAGAGAAAGAAGAAGAAGAUGCUCUGAGGAUCCUGGCAGAGUGUGAAAAGAAGCUGGCCCAGGAUUCUGGGUCGGUGAGGGCGCUCAUCUUAGAUGUGCAACUUCGGCUGCAGGGGUCAGCCAUGGCCUUAUUGCAGGGUGUGAAGGACACCAUGGAAAGGAGUAAGUUAUUCACUGUGCAGAAACCAAGAACUUGCCCCAAGCGACAGAAGAUGGUGUUCCAAGCUCCUGAUCUGAAAGGGAUUCUCCAAUUGCAUCAAGCUCCUGUGAAACGUUCUGCAAGCAAAAAUUACAGUGUUCCUGUUACUGCAAAUGGUCUUCCGAAUCAGGUAUUGGAGCUUCAAAAAUUCCUAGAUAUGCAUUUAAAAGUGCCUUUCUGAAUGAAUGGCCAUUGAAAUCAGGUGAUGGAACAUACCUAAAAUUCCCCUUAAACUUCAGUGUUUCAAGUUAUCCACUUAAAUGUGCCUGCUGGGUCUGACGGCUGGAGGAGAAAUUUAAGUACAAUGCAUCUGUGGUAUGCGACAGCUCUGAUCCUUGGACUUUGGCAUUUUCCCUGGCUGUUCCUCUAGCUCCUGCUGGAGAUUUUUUAGACUCUGAGCCUCAUACUCUGCAUUCUACAAUGUGGUACACCAUGGAUUUCUCAUGUAUAAGUUCUCUCACUGUUCCUUUUCUGGUGCGGGUUUCUUAUUUCUGAGUCUUGGGGAUGUUCAGAGCCUGUGACACUCCAUGGGCCAAACCCUUGAACUUUUUUACAGCCUUGGCCUCUUCCCUGCUAUGCCUGUGGCCAAGGUGUGCAUAUUGUCCUUUUGAGGUGUCUGCCCCAUUUUAUCUGAUUUGCCUGCUUUCCAGGCCAUUCCUGUGUACAUGUUCACUCACUGCAGCCUGUACAAAUUCUGUGGUGCCAUUUUCUUCCCAAUGUCUCAUCCCCUCAAGGGAGAAGGUUAUUCCAUUGAUUCCCAUACUCCAAAGCAAAUGACUGAUUCAUCUUAAGAAAGAGCACUACUGACUACUGUGCCCAAUCUUGACAGUCUCCUCUGCCAAUGAGAAUAAUGAGGCAGAGUGUGCACCCAGCUUCCUGUGUACUGAAGACAGUGCCUAGGAAUGUUCUAUCUACAGCAUGAGCCCUGAGAGGUACAGAAAGGUCACUUCUGCCAUGAUAUUUCUUUGUCAUCUAGGGGAGACAGCCAAAGAGAACAGGGAGAUAGAGGUUUUUCAAAUGAGACAUGAAAUAAGAAUUGGAGGUAACAGGAGAUAUUAAAUCUUGAGGAAGGAAAGUAGAUAGAUUUCUUGAAGACUUGGAUAGGCCUGAGAAUUCAUGAACAAAAACCAACUCUAGAACAAAUAGUUCAAACAAUCAAAUAUUGGACUGUUCUGUGAUUGAAAAUAUUUUGCUCAUCAAAACAAUUUACCAAAAGAGUAAACAAAAUCCACAGAAAUUUGGGGAAAAUUCUUAGUCAACAGUCUUUCAGACAAGUGACUUCUAUCUAGAAUUGUUUUUAUUCAAUGAAGUACUACUUAUGUACAAAGAAACACAAUCUCUAGGUUUACAUAGGUAAAUGGCAUCACUAGACACCAUACUUUUUUUUUUCAUGGUACUGGGUAUCAGACUCAGGACCUUGGGGUAUCCAGGUGGACUCUGGCCCUAGACACCAUACUUAGAAGUGAAAUAAAUUAGAGUUGCAUGUGUAAAGAUCAUAUUGUCUCCAUCAUGGAUGAAAUUGAUUGUACAAAUCAAGUUCCAAAUGCAUAAAAUAGUGCUGUGAAAGGAAAAGAAAGUGCUCUAAAGAAAAGAAUUUCUGUUGAG